GGUGGGGGAGGCCAGAAAUCUCUGGGAAGAAUGUAUAAAAGGCAUCGACUGGAAGCCCACAUCGUUGUAGCUCUUUCGCUUUGUAUCACAACAUCAACUUUUUACAAUUCUCUACUUUCUUCUACCUACACAAAGUCAGUCUACUUCUGUCCCAUUGCCGCAUGUCGACUUCCUUCCUUCACCGACACUUCAUACCACGUCAUUCCCAAUAGAAUAGGACGGAAAGAAACAUCAACCAAGACGGCAACCUGCAGUAAACAAAGCACCUCAAAUCUCCCUUUUUUUCCAAAGUCAUAAGAAAUAAGAAACAAUGGCGCCUCAAUCCAAGAUGACGGUACCCAUGCCCGCUCACGGCAGCGUGCUCGACAUCGGCGGCGGAAGCAUGUCCUCCACCAUCCUCGGGGACCUCCAGCGCGUCUUUGCCGUGGCCGCCAAGGGUAAAGUCCCGACCAUGCCCGACGAGCUGCUGUACAACGACGAGGGACUGGCCAUCUGGGCCGAGGUCAUCUUCACCCCCGAGUUCUACCAGACCCGUGACGAGAUGGUCUUGUUUGAGAAGAAUAGCGAGGAGAUGGCGACCGUCUACAUUCCCAAUGACGCCACCAUGAUUGACUUGGGAGCCGGUGACAUGCGCAAGGUCAACUUCCUCCUCAAGGAACUCGCCAAGCACGGCCGCAACGCUACAUACCUCGCCCUCGAUAUCUCGAACCACUCCCUGACCUGCAACCUCGAGGCCCUGGCCCCUGAACACGCGGCUGGCAGCGUUUGCAUGGCAGGCCUCUGGGGUGACUUCAAGGCUGGCCUCGCCUACUGUGACAACAUUCCCUCCCCUCGGGUCUUCCUCUCAUUGGGAUCUGUUCUCUUCAACGACCCCUGGAAGAAGGCCAUUGCCUCCCUUCGUGAGUGGGCUGCCCUCAUGCGCCCGGAUGACCUCAUCCUCGCCGGCAUGGACGGCCACGAUAUCACCUCGACCAAGGUCUGGGCUGCCUACCACACCCAUACAGUACUGUUUGAGAGGUUCUUCCACAAUGGCUUCAAGCACGCCAACGUCCUCCUUGGCGAGGAAGUCUUCAAGCCUGAGGAUUGGGAGAUCUGCGGGGAGAUCGAAGAGGAUGAGAAGCGCCACCGCUUCUUCCUCAAGGCGAAGCACGAUGUAGUCGUCGAAAAAGAGGGCAAGACGCUGAAGCAGGGUCUCGAAAUCGACUGGUUCGAUGCCCACAAGCGCAAUGAAGAGGACGUCCGCAACAUGUGCGCAGAGGCGGGCCUCGAAGUCGUCAAGUCGUGGGCCAUUGAGGGUUCCGCCAUGCGACAGUACCUCAUUCGCACUGCUGCCGUUGAAAAUUCCAUUGACGAGACGGAUAGUGCCAUCUACGUCCGCGGGGAGUGAAGCAUCUCCAACAGCUGGCGAGGUACACUGGGCGAGCAAAGGAUGUACAUAGAGGCAGAUGUGUGAUCCUGGGUCUUAUCUCCCAUUAUGUAAGGACGGGGAAUUCUUUCAAAGGAAGAUGGACGACUCGAGACGUAACAACAUGACGGGAGCGCAUGCGCUUCCUUAGAUGCACGAUAGGAAACAAAUACUUGCAUAAGGUAGCAAGAAUUGCAAAUAGAGAGUGCUCCAAGAAAGAAUAGCAUGACG
Molecule: messenger RNA, 1636 nt
Organism: Colletotrichum godetiae
Lineage: Eukaryota; Fungi; Ascomycota; Sordariomycetes; Glomerellales; Glomerellaceae
Product: histidine-specific methyltransferase
Exons: 2
Coding region: 311-1387 (358 amino acids)
Source: RefSeq, a predicted model, not a curated record